Molecule: messenger RNA, 696 nt
Organism: Phascolarctos cinereus (koala)
Lineage: Eukaryota; Metazoa; Chordata; Mammalia; Diprotodontia; Phascolarctidae
Source: RefSeq, a predicted model, not a curated record
AUGGACAAGCUGUUCCUCCUAGGCCUCUCUGUGCUCUACCUCUCAAGGGAUGGGGAGUCAACAUUCGGUUUUCUGAAGGAAUAUGAUCAAGUGGAAGGUGUCGCAUGCCACGUCUGCAAAAGAUUUGUCAAUGGCCGUUGUUUGGAGAGUAAGGAUAGCUGUGUGAAGGAAGUACCAUCUGGAUGUGAAACUAAAGUGUUUUACCUGAUUGUCAAUCAUGUGUGGCAGAGUACUUACGCCAGACUGAAUUGCAACUCAGUAUGCAAAGAGACUGAAGGUAUAGACAAUGGGAUGCAUUUUAAAAUCUUUUGCUGUAACCAAGACUACUGCAACAAACCUCAAUCUGGAGGCAUAUAAUUGAGCAACAGAAAAUUGGCUGUCACUUGGAUGGUUUUGCUAUCCCCACCUUCUUAUCUCCUUCAUUCUCCCACCUGCUCCCAGUCCUUGCACCUCCCCCAUUAGGCUUAUGAUGGGCUCUGGGGAAAGAAUAUGCAGUCCUGUUUUGAAUGGAGGAGAGACUACUUCUGAUCCCUCCCCACUCAACUAACAUUACAUCAUAUGGACACCAUGGGGCUCAGAGAUCCAGGCCUGAUAUUUAUCACUAAGCCUCUACUUCCUUUCUUUAAUCAAGAAACAGAUCCCUGAGCCCAGACCAUGGGGUGAAUCCAACCAUGGCUCUAAAGAAGCCAGACUGUG